AUGCUCCGUGCCGUGGCGGUUCGUGGACGCCCCUGGCGCGCUGUGGCGCGCUACUCGACGAGUGCGCCGCAGGUGUAUGCGAGCGCGAGCGAGGUUCCCCUUGUGCGCACGGACUUUGACGCCGAGAAGCGGAUCUGGACGCUGCAAUUUCUGGGCCAGGAGACGCCGGACCACCGCCUGACGCACGCCAUGAUCCAGCAGGGCCUGCUGCCGGCCCUGCGCGAUGUGCGGAGGCAGUGGGAGCAGUGGGUCGCGGCGCAUGCGAUGGAGCCGGGCGCCGCGCUCGUCACGACGGCCCCGGUCGACAGCAAGUUCUUUUCGAACGGCCUCGAUCUGCCGAACGCGAUCCGUGACCGCUACUUCUUCAACGACUGCCUGAAUGCGCUGAUACGCGAGUUGCUCACCUUCCCCAUCCCCACUGUGGCCGCCGUGACGGGGCACGCGUUUGCCGCGGGGUGCGUGCUCGCGCUCGCGCACGACUACCGCGUGAUGAACGCGCAGCGCGGCUACCUGUGUAUGAACGAGAUCGAGUUCGGCGCGCCGAUCCCCCGCGGCAUGCUCGGCGCGAUCCAGUCGGUGGCGACGAAGGCUGCGCAGCGCAAGCUCCUGCUCGAGGCGCACCGCUUCACCGCGGCGGACGCCGAGGCCCACGGGCUCGUCCAUGCGACGGCGCAAGGGACGGAGGCAACGCUGCACAAGGCCGUCGCCCUCGCCGACCAGGUCCGCUCGCGCGCAGCUGCGGGCGCGUGGCAGAGCAUCAAGGAGGCGCUCUACGCCGACGCGCUCGCGAUGCAUUCCGAGGACCAGACGCCGCUUGUGCGGAGCGUGCUGCACGAGCAGGAGCACGUCUGGGUGCUGUAUCUUACGGGCCAGCAGACCAAGGACAACCGCCUGACGCACGCGCUGUUGCGGGACGGCCUGCUGGCGGCGCUGCGCGACGUGCGGCGCCAGUGGAACGAGUGGGUCGAGCACGAAGAGGUCGGCGAGGGCGCCGCGCUGAUCACGUCUGCGGAGCUCUCGUCGAAGAUCUUCUCGAAUGGACUGGACCUGUUCAAUGCGCUGAAGGACCCGCACUUCUUCAACGAGUACCUGAACCCUGUGUUCGCCGAGCUGCUGACGUUCCCCAUCCCGACCAUCGCGGCGAUUGGCGGCCACGCGUUCGCGGCGGGCUUCACGCUCGCGCUCGCGCACGACUACCGCGUGAUGAACGCGCAGCGCGGCUACCUGUGCAUGAACGAGAUCGAGUUUGGCGCGCACAUUCCCCGCGGCAUGCUCGGCGCGAUCCAGUCGGUGGUCAAGUCGUCGACGCUCAUGCGCAAGAUCGUGCUGGAGGGCCACCGCUUCCCUGGCAGCGAGGCACUGCAGGCAGGCCUCGUCGACGCCCUGGCCGAUGGCCAGGAGGGCACGCUGCGCCGCGCCUUUGAGCUCGCCGGGCAGGUCAAGUCGCGCGCCGCGAAGAAUGCCUGGCAGGUGAACAAGGAGCUGGUACACCGCGAGUCGCUCGCGAUGCAGUUCGAGCCGCCGCGCGUGUCCAAGCUGUAG
Malassezia sympodialis ATCC 42132 is the source of this 1542-nucleotide messenger RNA. RefSeq lists its product as uncharacterized. Gene Ontology annotation, biological process: fatty acid beta-oxidation. Gene Ontology annotation, molecular function: delta(3)-delta(2)-enoyl-CoA isomerase activity. NCBI's taxonomy places the organism in Eukaryota, Fungi, Basidiomycota, Malasseziomycetes, Malasseziales, Malasseziaceae. Gene Ontology annotation, cellular component: peroxisome. The record is from RefSeq and is a predicted model, not a curated record.